ACGCGCUGCCCGCGGCGCAGGUCGACGGCGUGCGACUGGAUGACCUUCUCGAUGAACGUCUGCGGCACGCCGGCAGCGCUCGCCGGCAACGCGGCAUGCGUGGCAAGCCGACGCACGGGACGUGCACUGGCCGUGCGCAGUGCGGCCGCAGUGGGGCGCGAGAAGGUGCGCAUCGUGUGUGAGGAUGAGGGGUGAGAAGAAAGUGGGGGGUGCAGGGCGCGCGAGGGUUUUGCCGCGCCGCCAACCGCGCUUCCGCCGCCUCGCCCGCUGCUCCCGCGCCGGUCGGAGCGAACCACGCGCCGCGCUUUCUCAGCGGGCUGCCGUGGCUGCCUGCCUCUUCGGCCGUCAACGAGCCCUUGACGCUCCUCUGCGAGCUGCUUUUGCACGCAAUAUCUCGCGGCUGGUGACGCGCAGGGGGCGCCGGGCUCUCACACCCCGCUGCUGUCCACUGACGGCCGGCACGGAGCUCAAGGCACGUCGUGUCGCUGGGCUGGGCGUGCGAUGCCCUCCUCCGACAAGCAGCUCCUGUCCCUGGCCAGGCAACAGUCGGUAGUCUGAGACUCUGGAGUGCGUGUAUGUGCGUGACAAGAGUGUGGAUAUC
Tilletiopsis washingtonensis is the source of this 601-nucleotide messenger RNA. RefSeq lists its product as hypothetical. The coding region runs from base 185 to 553 and encodes 122 amino acids. Lineage: Eukaryota; Fungi; Basidiomycota; Exobasidiomycetes; Entylomatales. The transcript has a single exon. The record is from RefSeq and is a predicted model, not a curated record.